UACUAUGUACUGUGGGUACCAAGGUACAAGACAAUUGGUUAUGUCCUUAUCGAUAUGUCAGUUAUGUGAUAAGUGAAUUUGGAGCUGUUCAGAAAGUGCAAUUACUGCAAUUAGUGAGAACUCAGAACUCUUAUUCUUAUAAACGUUAUGUUUCAUCUCCCACAUACUGUCACCAUGAUGAAUGAUUAACAAAUGCUUUGAUAUUUUCUGUUGACAAAAAUGUUUCAACAGUUAUCUGGUGUUAGCAUUAUACUUUUUAUAGCAGGAGGAGUACAAACAAUUUUAUUCUUGUUCAUAUUUGCAAAAAGACAAAUAAUGAGAUUUACAAUUCGCUCCAGAAGAGGCCCUUAUACUCCUAUAGCUUGUGAUACAAAUAAUUUCUUAAAAAAAGAAAUUGAUAGGAGAAUUCGGACUCUGCCAAAAAUACAAUAUGAACCAGAUGUGAAAGAUUUCAAGACUAUCAGGAAUACAUACAGAAUACCAUCUCACUAUCAUCGGUUGCAAGCAAUAAGUGAUUUCAAAACCAUAGUCUAGAGAUAAUUUGAGAUAUAGAGUAAUCUAUAACUGAUUUAUUACUACCAGUCUAGCAAAGAUGUGCGGUAUGUGAGUAUAUGUAUUAAUUACUCAGAUAAAUUUCAAUUUCUACAUCAUCAUAAAAUUAGACAAUACAUAUAUUAUUUCUUCCCAUGCUGUA
Molecule: messenger RNA, 694 nt
Organism: Phymastichus coffea
Lineage: Eukaryota; Metazoa; Arthropoda; Insecta; Hymenoptera; Eulophidae
Product: protein C1orf43 homolog
Exons: 3
Coding region: 220-534 (104 amino acids)
Source: RefSeq, a predicted model, not a curated record